AUGAACGGUCCAGAGCAAACACUAGAAAUUAAUGAUCACAAAUUAAACCUUCCUGAUCUUUAUCAACGCUACAAUACUGAUCCAGAAGCAGGUUUAACAGAUGCUAAAGCGAAAGAAAUUUUUAAUCGUGAUGGUCCCAAUAUGUUGCCGCAACCAAAGACAACACCGGAAUGGAUGAAAAUUUGUAGAAAAAUAUUUGGCGGCUUUGCACUUUUGUUCUGGAUUUGUGCGAAAUCGAAAAUUUCACCAAUCCUGAAUCAAAUAUCAGAUAUGAUUCCUGAAAAAGCAGUUGCUAUUCGUAAUGGUGAGAAACAAAUAAUAAACGCCAAAGAUUUAGUAAUAGGUGAUAUUGUCAAAAUCACGUUUGGUGACAGAAUACCUGCUGACAUUCGCAUUAUCGAAUCGAAGAACUUCAAAGUCAUUAAUUCCUCCCUGACUGGAGAAAGAGAACCACAAAUACGUUCGACUGAAUUUACCAAUGAAAAUCCAUUAGAAACGAGAAAUUUGGCUUUUCUCAGCACCAUAGCGGAUGAAGGCACUGCCAAAGGUCUUGUCAUUCGUACGGGCGAUCAUACUGUAAUUGGUCGUACUAUCAAUUCGAUUUCGAAUCAAUCUACUGGUGACACAUCGCUUACUAAAGAGAUCUCUCACUUGAAUUAUAGCAUCACACGAGUAGCCGUCAUUCUUGGUAUAUCCUUCUUCAUCAUCACACUUAGUUUCGGUUAUCCAUUCAUCGAAUCAAUCAUUCUUCUCAUCGUUAUUAUCAUUGCUAAUGUACCUACAGGUCUUUCCAUCACUAUCACGAUAUGUUUAACAUUGAUAGCAGAAAGAAUGGCUAGAAAAAAUUUGGAUGUCAGUGAAAAUCAAGCCUUAUCUACCUUCGACAAAAAUUCACGUGGUUUCUUGGCACUAUCUCGUUGUGCUACGCUGUGCAAUCGAGCUGAUUUCAAACAAGAUUCUGAAAAUUUAGCGCAACCAGUGUUACAACGCGCAUGCAAUGGUGAUUCGUCUGAAGUCGCUCUACUAAAAUGCGUUGAACUAUCAACUGGCAAUGUAAGCAGAUCCCGUGAGAUACAUCCAAAAGUGUGUGAAAUUCCAUUUAAUUCAACAAAUAAAUAUCAACUGUCGAUUCAUGAAUUGAAUACUAAUAUUGAAAGUGAAGAAAAUUCUCGGUCUUAUUUAUUAGUGAUGAAAGGAGCUCCUGAAGGAAUUAUUGAACGAUGUUCAACAAUUUAUAUCGAUGGUGAAGAUUUGGAAAUGAACGAUUACUGGCGCACAGCAUUCGAACAUGCGUAUUUGGAGUUGGGUAAACUAGGAGAACGAGUCUUGGGCUUUUGCGAUUUGUGUUUACCAGGCAAGGAAUAUCCGUACGGAUAUUCAUUCGAUACGGAUGAAGUUAAUUUUCCUACAACAAAUCUUCGUUUUCUCGGUCUCAUGGGGAUGAUCGAUGCGUCGAAGGCAUCUGUUCCUGACGUGAUAAUGAAGUGUCGUUCGGCUGGAAUCAAAGUGAUUAUGGUAACUGGAGAUCAUCCAAUUACCUCGAAAGCCAUUGCCCGUACUGUGGGCAUCAUUUCGAAAGGCUCAGAAACAGCAGAAGAUAUAGCAGAACGUUUGGACAUUUCUCUAGAACUAGUGGAUUCGAAUGAUGCUAAAGCUUGUGUUAUUCAUGGUAAUGAUCUUAGAGCAAAAUCACCAGAAGAAAUUGAUGCAUUGCUAAGAGAUUAUCCAGAAAUUGUCUUUGCCCGAACAUCUCCUCAACAAAAAGCCAUUAUUGUUGAAGCAUGUCAACGACAAGGUGAUAUUGUGACUAUGAUAGGCAACAGUGUCCAUGAUUUACCAGCUUUGCAACAAGCUGAUGUCGGGAUAGUUAUCGGUAUUGAUAGUUCGGCUAUAUGUAAACAAGCAGCAGAAAUAAUUAUGAUGGACGACAAUUUUGCUUCGUUUCUGACAGGUGUGGAACAAAGUCGUCUGAUGUUUGAUAAUUUGAAAAAAUCAAUUGCCUACACCAUGACAUCAAACAUUGCCAAAAUGAUUUCAGUUCUGAUUUUUUUGUUAACAAAUAUACCGUUAGCAUGGGGAAUCACUACUGUUUUGUGUAUCGAAUUCAUGAAUAUAAUGGGAGCUAUUUCAUUGGCUUAUGAGAAAGUGGAAACAGAUAUUAUGAAGAGACGACCAAGAGAUCCAAAGCAUGAUCGACUUGUGAACAAACGCCCUGCAUUAAUAACUUUCAGUCUCAUAGGAAUCAUUCAAGUAGCGACUGGAUUAUUUGCCUAUUUCUUGAUCAUGAUCGAGAACGGCUUUUCACCAUCACAUCUUUUUGAUCUGAGAAAGUCAUGGGAAUCAAAAGAUGUUAAUAAUUCCUAUGGUCAAGAAUGGACUAACGAACAACGCAAACAACUGAAAUUUACAUGCUACACUGCUUUCGUUAUCACUAUCAUCAUUUGUCAAUGGGCUACAUUGAUCAUAUUCAAAACUAGACGAGAUUCCAUCUUGCAACAAAACAUGAACAAUUUAAUGUUAAAUGUUGGGAUGAUAUUUGAAACUAUUCUGCUUGCAAUUAUUUCCUACAUAAUAUAUUCCAAUACAGCUCUCAAUACCUAUUCAUCGAAAUUUGGCUGCUGGCUUCCGGCAUUGUCCUAUGUUAUUCUCAUUUUAAUCUUGGAUGAAGUGCGUAAAUACAUCAUUCGCAAACAUCCUGGCGGUGUGGUGGACAAAGAAACGUCGUAUUAA
Rotaria sordida is the source of this 2730-nucleotide messenger RNA. The record is from the annotation of a GenBank genome assembly. Lineage: Eukaryota; Metazoa; Rotifera; Eurotatoria; Philodinida; Philodinidae.